UCUUGAUUAUUAACCUACAAAUCCUUAUCUUUCUAAGUAUCUUGUUACACUCCAAAAAUGGCCAUUUGGAAAGCUAGCAAAAGCACCUCAACAACAACUACCCUUUCUUCUUCGUCGUCGUCUUCGUCGCCUUCGAACAAUGCAAGCUCCCUCAUCAAGAAAAUUAUAAUCAAUAAGCGCGCCGCAACACUUAACAAGAAGGCGUGCACGAACAACGUCACCGUCCCCAAGGGGCAUUUUGCAGUGUAUGUUGGGGAAAAUAGAAGUAGAUAUGUCGUGCCGAUAAGGUUCUUGGCCUAUCCCGAGUUCCAAAACUUGCUACACAUGGCUGAGGAAGAGUUCGGGUUUCAUCACGAUUGCGGGAUAACCCUACCUUGCGAUGAACAAGAUUUCUGCUCAUUGUUUUCCAUGACGAUGAGAUGAUAUCAUAUAUAUAUAUAUAUAUUAUAACGUGAAAAUCUGCCACUGUUAUAAUAAAUUGAUAUAAUGUAAUAGCCUUCAA
Messenger RNA from Andrographis paniculata, 502 nucleotides. Its product is annotated as protein SMALL AUXIN UP-REGULATED RNA 12-like. The transcript has a single exon. Gene Ontology annotation, biological process: response to auxin. Bases 58 to 423 code for a protein of 121 amino acids. The record is from RefSeq and is a predicted model, not a curated record. Lineage: Eukaryota; Viridiplantae; Streptophyta; Magnoliopsida; Lamiales; Acanthaceae.